AUGCCGCCUGUGGAGAUUCUACCAUGCACGGGCUCAAGGAAGAGGAGUAUAUUUGAGAAAGAAGACAGUGUCGCCGGUCGGAGAUCGGCAGCUGACGACGGCCGGAAGGGGUUGGGGUUUUGCUUCGCCGGCGAGAGGGAAAUUAGAUCGCGGGAGAAACUUCAGCUAAAUAUCACAACCCGAGUUCCAAUAUCAACAAAGAAGAUCAACAAGAGGAAACACUUUAGAGGCUCCAAUGCAUCAAACAUGCAAGCUGUGAGGAGAACGAGGCAGCAUGAAUUAAAAUCAUACUUUAGAUUAAUAGAUUCAAAUGGAGUUAUUUCAAGCAAAAGUGAAAGUGAAAGUGAUGAUAGAGAAGAAGGCAAAAUGUGUGAUGGUAUUGAUGUUGAUGACAGUUUAGAUGAUUCAGUGACAUCAAAAUCAAGACCAAUUAGAUAUGAAGAUGUAAAAGAAAUAACAAUUUGUAGAUCAAAGCUUGCUAAAUGGUUUAUGGAACCCUUCUUUGAAGAAAUUAUUGUUGGAUGUUUUGUUAGAAUUGGCAUCGGGAGGACUCGUAAUGGUCCUAAAUACAAGCUUUGUGUGGUUAAAAAUGUGGAUGCAACUAAUCCAAACCGGAAGUAUAAAAUUGAAGACCGCACCACUUGUAAGUGGUUGAACUGUGUUUGGGGGAAUGAAGCAUUUGCAGCUAGAUGGCAAAUGGCUAUGGUUUCUAACCAUCCACCAACUGAGCAAGAAUUCAAGGAAUGGUUAGGAGAAACAGAGCGAUGUGAGCGCGAUAUUCCUUGUCGACAAUAUGUUCAUGAUAAGAUUGAAGAGAUUAAAAAAACUAGUGCUUUUAUAUGUUCACCGAUACUAUGA
This is a messenger RNA of Phalaenopsis equestris, 858 nucleotides long. RefSeq names its product protein RTF1 homolog. Gene Ontology annotation, cellular component: Cdc73/Paf1 complex. NCBI's taxonomy places the organism in Eukaryota, Viridiplantae, Streptophyta, Magnoliopsida, Asparagales, Orchidaceae. The coding region runs from base 1 to 858 and encodes 285 amino acids. The transcript has 2 exons. Gene Ontology annotation, molecular function: DNA binding; RNA polymerase II C-terminal domain phosphoserine binding. The record is from RefSeq and is a predicted model, not a curated record.